GCGCUAGACAACACCCGUUAACACCAGCAACACCCAUCACCCCAACAUGGCUGAUCCCAUUGGCCUCACCGCCAGCAUCAUAGCGAUCGCGGGUCUGGCGUACUCAAGUUGCAGGACUCUGAGCAGCACGAUCAGGAAUAUACGCGAUGCGCCAGAUAUCCUCAGCGACCUCCACGGGGAUCUCGACACGGUCCAAAAUCUGCUUCGGUCGUUACAGAGCGCUUUCGAGGGCCUGAAUGAGAACGACCUGUCUGCCGGACAAAGGAGAUGUUUUGAAGAUCUCGAACCUUACAUGCGUCGAUGCGAGGCGACCUAUAAUGCUUUCGCAAAGACGCUGUCCCGGCUGACAUCUCACUCUGAUGAAGACAGACUCAGCUGGCGGGACCGAGGUCGCUUGCAUCUGGAGAGACGGGAUAUUGCAAGUCUGAAGAAUGGACUGCAGAAGGACAUAGAAACUCUUGAUAUUGCUAUCAACAUGGCAACACUGUGAGUUCAAUCCACGCUGACCGAUGCUUGGUGCUGAUGAGGCGUCUCCAACCGCCAGUCGAAGUACCCGGCAAAAUCAGGAUGCGCUGCGGACUCUGGAAAGAAGAAUUGUCACAUCGAUGAGCGAGUUCACCGGUGAGAUACAAGGCCUGCAGAUGGCAAUACAAUCC
Aspergillus aculeatinus CBS 121060 is the source of this 656-nucleotide messenger RNA. RefSeq lists its product as uncharacterized. The transcript has a single exon. Bases 47 to 490 code for a protein of 147 amino acids. The record is from RefSeq and is a predicted model, not a curated record. NCBI's taxonomy places the organism in Eukaryota, Fungi, Ascomycota, Eurotiomycetes, Eurotiales, Aspergillaceae.